AUGUCAGCAGUUCAGUUAUUAGCAAUUGGAACCAAUGCGAAUGUGGCAUUUUAUGCAUGGAGAUUUUAUCAGACAAAAUCUGUUGAAGUUAGCAUUGUUAAUCCAGAUAUAGUCAGAACACGACCAAUAUCAUGGGAAUCCAAAUACCUUGGAAAUUCUCAUUAUACACCUCAUCACAUUUAUAAUUCUACUGAAGAAAUUCCAAACAAUAAUACCUAUGAUAUAAUCAUAUUAAGUUGUCCUUCGUUACAAGAUUUCCAAACGACUUUGGUCACAAUCACCCCUUUAGUGGAUAAAGAUACUAUCAUCUUAGUUGAACUGACUGGUUAUAUAAACCUUGAACCAUUUAUUCAAAUGACUUUAUCAAAUACCGCAGUCAUGUCUUUAAUGAAUGAGAGUGAUGUUAGAGUAACUUCAUCUAAUAAAUAUUCUCAUCAAACUAGAAAUAAUGAUACCAGGAUUUAUUUUGGUACUAGUUUGGGAUCUAAAACAUUAACAUCUAAUCGUAAUUAUCAGCGUGUUUAUAAAUUAUUACAAGAUGCUCAAGAGGAUUCUAAAAGUUCAAUUAGUUUAUUGAAAUCUUUAACACCAAAGGAAUUUAUGACAUAUCAAUGGAAAUUGGCAUUACCUCGUAUAAUAUUCAAUCCCUUAAUGAUUAUAUUCGAAUCAGAAUUCCCAGAAGAUUUAUCUAAUCAAAUUUUAUGCAAGCCCUUGAUAACAGGUCUAAUCAAUGAAUUAUUGAAGCUUAUCAAAAAGAUGGGAUGUAAAUUGGUUAAAGGAUUUGAAAAUGAAGCUAAUUUGUUAAGUACUUGGUCCAAAUAUUAUCCCAAAACCGAUAAGAAUGACAAGUAUAUCAAUUCGCCGUAUUUGUUUUAUAAUUACUACCAUAGAUAUGACUUGGAUCUUGAUUUAUUACUUUUGCAACCAAUUUUAUUAGGUGAUGAUAAUGGUAUUAGAACUCCAUACUUGGAGAAUUUGUAUUCUACUAUGUGUCAAUAUAGCAAGAUAAAUUCCGGAACUUCAAUCUUAUUCAAUAGAAACAUUGAUUCAAAUUCAAAUGGUACAUCGAAGAAAACUCAGAUGUUAGAAGAUGAAAUUAUGAGCUUGUCAUUAAAAGAAAACGAAUUAGAUACCAACGUGAAGAAUUUAGCAGCCAUAAAGAGUAAAUUAGAUAGUGACAUAUUAAACCAUGAGAAAACUUUGAAAGACAUCGAACAAAUAAUUUCUCAAUCAGAAGCAAGAUUAGCCUCAUUACAAUAUGAUUAUGAUAAAAGAGCAAAGUUAUUACAAUGCCAACAUGAAGAAAGAGUCAGAAAUUUGGAAGUCCAAUACCAUAGUAAAAAACAACAACAUAAGCAUGCUACAUCUUCAUCAGAUUCUUCUUCUGUGUCUAUCCCAGCCCAACAACCUACACCUGCUUCGGAUGAUUCAGGAUUACCUCCUGAUACUUUGGCAGAUUUGGCAGAGUUGGCAGCAAAUGUCCAUUAUGAACCUGUUCUGAAUCGAGAUGUUGUUGCAACUGUAGAGAACAAUGAAGUCUUUACCGACGCUCGUAGUGAAGAUUUACCACCUCACUUGCUUCAAAAGGAAAUGGAAUUACAAAGGAGAGAACAAGCAUUACUUUUACGUGAACAACAUCCGCAUCAACAAGCACAUCCAAGACAUCCAUCAGUAAGCUAUCAACAACAACAGCUACUACCAGCACAACAACCAUACCAUGACGCAUCCCAACCAUUCCAAAUUCCACCAAAUGGAUAUGUCCAUGGCCAUAUGCAACCAAGACCAGCUACUCACGGAAACUUUGUUCCGUACGGAUACCCUGACCAACAACAACAACAACAACAACAAAUACCUCAUCAAAUCCGAACAACAGGUUCAAUGGUUGCUCUUAAUCAAUCAUAUCCUGGCACCCAACCUCAACCUCAACCUCCACAACCUAGAAGAGUCGGAUCCAUGCCUCAAACACACAUGGCACAACCAUACCAACAACCUUAUCAUGUCAGCCAAUCGGUAUAUGACACAACAUCCCCCGUUGACGGAUAUGCCGGUAUCGAUCCAAGAUUUAAACCAAUGCCUAAGAAACAAUUACGAAAAUCAACUAUGGGUCCAUUAGAUGGUGGAUUUGAAGGAUUGGAUAUGGGAGGUAGAGGUGGUAUGCCAAGUAGUCGGAAAUCGCUUUCUGCGAUUAAUACCUUGAAUUAUCAACCUGGGACACAUCCGCAACGGAAAUCACUCAAUAACUUGAAUGGAAUGGCCGUUCUGGCACCUCCUUCGGCCGGUGGAGCAAAUCGUCCGAUAACACUGUUUGGUGAAUCGAGAAAAUCUUCCGGAUCAAGCAAUGGAAAAUCUCUGGGUGGUGAAAUGCCUGAAGUUCCUACUUAUGGAAGUAGUGAUGCAAAACCAUUAGGUACUAUUUCCCAAUCUAAUACAGCUGGUGGUUCAGCUAAGAAGAAGAAGAAGGGGAUCUUUUCCAGAUAA
Messenger RNA from Hemisphaericaspora subhashii, 2478 nucleotides. RefSeq lists its product as uncharacterized. The record is from RefSeq and is a predicted model, not a curated record. Gene Ontology annotation, cellular component: cytoplasm. Lineage: Eukaryota; Fungi; Ascomycota; Pichiomycetes; Serinales; Debaryomycetaceae. The coding region runs from base 1 to 2478 and encodes 825 amino acids. Gene Ontology annotation, molecular function: oxidoreductase activity. The transcript has 2 exons.